ACACCACGACAAGGUGUCCGUCAAAUAAUAACUCAAAAGGUGUCACUCGAUGGAAGGGCAGGAAAAUGAAUUGGGCGAGCGAAUUGUGAAAAGCUAAUGAAAAACAUAUAGUAAAAAGGUGGACGACGAGAAAUGCAUACCAUCACUUUGAAAGCAGGCAAAUUCGCCACUGGAUUUGUACAUUCAUUAGUUACUGUCUAGUUCUUAGUAAUUCCAAUGGAGGCCUCAAAUCCGGCCUCCCGUUCGGACUUCUACGCAUAUCAGCUGCAAGCAAGCCUCAGAAAGCGAGACUUACUUGCCGGAAAAUCAAUCCAUGCCCAGGUCAUCAAAUCCGGCCUUCACCUCUGCAGUGUGUUUUUGAUGAACAACCUCAUGACCGUUUACCUCAAAACCGGCUCUGCUUCCGAUGCCCACCGCGUGUUCGACGAAAUGCCCCUAAGGAAUACACUCUCAUGGAACACUAUUCUCUCCGCUUAUGCAAAGCAGGGAAGGUUUGACGAAGCACUGAGCGUUUUCAACGCAAUGCCACAACAGGACUCCGUUUCCUGGACCGCAAUGAUAGUGGGUUACAAUCAGAUGGGCCGUUACGGGAAUGCCAUUCAGAUGUUUGUGCAGAUGAUUGCGGAUGGAGUUCCCGUGACCCAGUUCACCCUUACUAACAUUCUUUCCGCAUGUGGUGCUGUUAAGGCUUUGGAGAUUGGUAGAAAGGUUCAUUCGUUUGUUGUUAAACUUGCGGUUGGCGGUUAUGUUUCUGUUGCCAACUGUCUUUUAAACAUGUAUGCAAAAUCUGGUGAUCCCAGGACCGCGAAGAUUGUUUUCGAUAGGAAGGUUGAAAACACAUCGAGCUGGAAUGCUAUGAUUUCUUUGCAUAUGCAAUGCGGUUGUGCUGACCUUGCUCUUGCUCAGUUUAAGCAAAUGAAGAAGCACGACAUUGUUUCUUGGAAUUCGUUGAUUGCAGGAUACAAUCAGCAUGGCCUUGACAUGGAAGCACUGACUACCUUCUCAUGUAUGCUUCAGGAUUCUGUUCUACAGCCCGACAAGUUCACCUUAGCAAGCAUUCUGUCAGCUUGUGCUAACCUUGAGAAGUUGGAACUUGGGAAGCAAAUCCAUGCCCAUAUUGUAAGAGCUGAGCUGGGCACAUACGAUGCGGUGAAAAAUGCUUUGAUCACAAUGUAUGCUAAAUCUGGUGGGUUGGCAAUUGCUCAAAAGAUUUUAGAGCAAAGCGCGACUUCCGAUCUCAAUGUUAUAGCUUUUACCGCCCUAUUGCAUGGGUACAUAAAGCUUGGGGAUGUAAUGCCAGCCAGGCAGAUAUUUGACUCAUUGAGAGACCGUGAUGUGGUUGCAUGGACAGCAAUGAUUGUUGGUUAUGUACAGAAUGGGUUGAAUAAUGAUGCUUUGGAGCUCUUCAUGUCAAUGAUAAAACAAGGCCCCAAGCCAAACAGCUACACCUUAGCAGCUAUGUUAAGUGUCAGUUCGAGCUUGGCUUCUUUAGACUAUGGAAAACAAAUUCAUGCAAGUGCCAUGAGGUUGGGGGAAGUGCAUUCAGUUUCUGUAAGCAAUGCUCUAAUUUCAAUGUAUUCCAAAGCUGGAAGCAUCGGUGGUGCAAAGAAAGUAUUCAAUUUGAUUUACUUGAAUAGAGAUACGGUUUCUUGGACUUCCAUGAUCAUAGCCCUGGCUCAACAUGGUCACGGGGAAGAUGCCAUUGAACUGUUUGAGAAGAUGCUGUCACAUGGUAUUAAGCCUGACCAUAUAACUUAUGUCGGCGUGCUCUCUGCCUGUAUACAUGUGGGAUUGGUAGAACAGGGCAGGAGCUACUAUAAUUUAAUGAGGAACGUCCACAAAAUCGAACCCACCCAUAGCCAUUAUGCAUGCAUGAUUGAUCUGCUUGGGCGCGCUGGAUUGCUUCAAGAAGCAUUCAAUUUUAUACAAAGUUUGCCAGUUGAACCAGAUGUUAUAGCUUGGGGUUCACUUUUAUCUUGUUGUAAGGUUCAUAAAAAUGUAGAUCUAGCAAAGGUUGCAGCUGAAAGAUUGCUGCUUAUUGAUCCAGACAACAGUGGGGCCUACUCAGCCCUUGCUAAUCUGUAUUCAGCUUGUGGAAGAUGGGAAGAAGCUGCACAAGUUAGAAGGUCCAUGAAGAAUAAGGGAGUGAAGAAAGAACAAGGAUUUAGUUGGAUUCAGAUUCAAAACAAAGUUCAUGUGUUUGGGGUUGAUGAUGGAGUUCACACGCAGAAAGAGGCAAUCUACAAGAUGAUGGAAAAGAUAUGGAAAGAGAUUAAAAAUAUGGGUUUUGUUCCCGACACUGACUCAGUAUUGCAUGAUGUUGGUGAAGAAGUGAAGGAGAAGAUGCUUAAACAUCACAGUGAGAAACUUGCCAUUGCAUUUGGGCUAAUAAAUACUCCAGAGAACACGACGUUGAGGAUCAUGAAGAACCUUAGAGUUUGUAAUGAUUGUCAUUCUGCCAUCAAAUUUAUUUCCAAGCUUGUGGGCAGAGAAAUCAUUUUGAGAGACGCUACUCGUUUUCACCAUUUUAAGAGCGGGCAGUGUUCUUGUCGGGACUAUUGGUAGACACGACAGUGAGGACUUAAUGAUAGUUUGAUGCUCAAGUGGACAGAAAAUGAUUCUAGUAUUUCUCAUAGAAAGAUGGUUAACUAUUUGGCAAAGAGAUUGGUAGCUCCAUACUGCUAUUAGUGCCACUUGGAUUGAGUUUAACCUUUUAAACACUGUUCAUUCAGGUAUAAUCUGCUGAUAAGAUUCUUGAACUCUUAAACUUGGGAAUAGCUGUCGGAAAACUGAAAGCACAUAGGCUAAUGGAACAUCUUCUCGGUAAGUUGAAUUCAUUUGUGUGCUGCAGAUGGAAAGUAGGCUGUACUUAGAAACCACAAUCCUUAAGAGUUCAUUUCUAUAAACCUUCUAUUAGAGAUUCUACUAUACCUUAAAUACCAAGGGCCGUAUAGCUUUUCUAGAUUUAGGUGCAUGUUCAACAGCUUCCAUGAAUAUCUUUCAGUGGUCAGGUGUUUGGUUAUACUUUCCAUUGAUUCGUUUUCCCAUUAACCAGAUCACAUGCAGUGCUGGAAAUAAAAGUAAAAAGAAAAGAAAGGAACAAGUACCGGAAUCAAGAAAUGCUAAUGCAAGGCAAACUUGCACUUCUGGAUCUUGCUAGCAGUGAACGAGCAUUGGAAACAAACAGUGGAGGCCAAAAAUUAUGGGAUGGAGCAAAUAUUAACCAUGCACUUCUUGCCUUAGCAAACUGCAUAAAUGCACUGGGCGAACAGCAAAAGAAUGGUCUUGCUUAUGUUCCUCACCGUAUUAGCAAAUUGACAUGAAUACUCGAAGAUGGUUUGAGUUGCAAUUCUCAAACGAUCAUGGUUGCUAUCCCCUGUGGACAGUUAGCAUCAUCACGCUGUGAAUACUUUGAAGCAUGCUGAUAGGGCAAAGGAAAUAAAGACGUACAUCCAGGAGCAUUGUGGUUGGAACUCGACAUUGUAAGCUUUUAGUUUGGGGGUUCCAAUGGUGGCGUUGCCGCAAUGGACUGAUCAAUGCACAAACGCCAAGUACGUUAUGGAUGUGGAGAAAAUUGGGAUUAAGACUGGCUGAUGAGAAAGGACAAGGGCUAUUCACCACUUGCAUUAUAGCUGCAAUUUUAACAUCCAUUUAGCAAGGUGAAUAAAACGGGUGGGUGAAGCAGCGAUGUUGAUUGUUUUUCAUGGCCAGAGUUCGAAUCCUUCUCCAUAUGCAUGCGAUGCGACAUCUCUUUAGUUACCUUUCAUAGGUACUAAAGAUAACUUUAAUGAGACCUCACUAAAGAAAAUAAUCCAGAGUUCUUGUAUUGGAAAACCCUGAACCUUAAAUCCAAAAUUGUUUUGAUAUUUGAUUC
Messenger RNA from Malus domestica (apple), 3874 nucleotides. RefSeq names its product pentatricopeptide repeat-containing protein At2g22070-like. Gene Ontology annotation, molecular function: zinc ion binding; RNA binding; protein binding. The record is from RefSeq and is a predicted model, not a curated record. NCBI's taxonomy places the organism in Eukaryota, Viridiplantae, Streptophyta, Magnoliopsida, Rosales, Rosaceae. Gene Ontology annotation, biological process: RNA modification.